AUGACACAACUGACGCAGGAGAAAUCGGCGGCUGAGGCUGAGGAGCGUGAAGAGCUACUCCGAAAUGAGUCAGAGGAAGAAGAGGAGAGUCAGCAGGAAGAAGAAGAAGAAGAAGUGCCCGCAGAGGACCCUCGAUUCCACCAGCCAACGCCAUCGCCCUUCAAACGAAUACUCUUGCUCUUAUUUAUUGCCUUUCUAUUCUGGUUUGCCAUCGUGCUCGGAAGAGCCAGGAUUUUACGGAGUCAGAAACCUCAAAUUGUAUACGCUAAUAGAUAUUCGACAGAGCACAAAUUCAGACCAGCUGCGAGCCCUAUCAUUACCGAAACUCUGAAAGACGGGAGACUCAGGAUACGAGGAGCUGGGCCAACCGCCAGUGCUACGCCUACGCCGACUCCUGCUACUCCUACCAAGAAGGUCAAGAAGAGGAAAACUGGCAGAAAAUUGGGAAAGAAGGCGAAGAAAGCUAAGCAGUUCAAGGGUGCUUCGAGAUAA
Messenger RNA from Lentinula edodes (shiitake mushroom), 492 nucleotides. RefSeq lists its product as uncharacterized. The coding region runs from base 1 to 492 and encodes 163 amino acids. The transcript has 2 exons. NCBI's taxonomy places the organism in Eukaryota, Fungi, Basidiomycota, Agaricomycetes, Agaricales, Omphalotaceae. The record is from RefSeq and is a predicted model, not a curated record.